Tigriopus californicus is the source of this 2673-nucleotide messenger RNA. RefSeq lists its product as uncharacterized. Lineage: Eukaryota; Metazoa; Arthropoda; Copepoda; Harpacticoida; Harpacticidae. The record is from RefSeq and is a predicted model, not a curated record. The transcript has 2 exons. Bases 1105 to 2532 code for a protein of 475 amino acids.
GCAGCUGCUGGACUUAUGUUCCUAGCAUUAUUUCACUGAAAAACGCCUAAAAAUAGAAGAGAAAACAAAAUCUCACAAGGGAGCUAAACUUGGCAGUGUUAGCAAUGUGCUUUCGUUGGACCCAUUUGCCUUUCCAUGAAAUUGAUAUGCUGCAACCAAAAAGUGAUUCCCGCAUUAGGCAAGCAAAUUGGUUUAGUCUAGUUUCUUCUCAAUUUAAAAGGAGAUUAAGCCAAAUUUCUGUUUGUAUCCAGACUUUUGGGACAUAAAAGGAUUGCCUCCAAUUAUGGGUUGGUUAACACCAAUCAAGAAAUUGAUUAAAAUGGCCAGUGCAUGCAUAAGGACUAAGUCACAAUCUUUAAGUAAAUGUAAGUAUGGGUUAAUUUCAUUGUAUUCUUUAAGUAAACAUAAAUAUUUUGGUUGAAUCAGUGUUUUCUAAAAAGUAUUUCCCUCAGACAUUAGAGGCAAACCAAAUCACAAGUUUCAAAGAUAGUAUGAAGAAACAGAAGAGGCAGACAGAAAGAAAACAAGUGAGCUCUAUUAUGAUUAUUAUGCAGCUCUUGCCACCACUCCAUUUGAAGUAUGAUGCACACAACAAUCCUCAAAAGUAUAAUUUUUGCUCAAAUAAAACUUUUGUCACUUUUCGUUGCCCCCUUCAUGUCAGGGUUCAAAAUUAGUCGAAUUUUUGAGCGAAAAAAUAUUGAGCGAAAAAUUAGUGCGAAACAUAAUUGAAUCUUGAAACCGGAAUCCUUUAUGAGCACCAUGAAGAAUUUGUGUUUCGUAAAAGAAGCAUUAUUCUUGCAAUUUCGAAUCCCAAUUAGCAUUUUUUAGCAUCGUUUUUGCACCAGCUAGCACCGCUGGCUGAAGAAAAAAAAAACUGCCCAGCCUGCAUUCAAUCCUGUCACGUUAGUCAUCCCCAGGCAUGAGUGUAGUGAGGCAUGGAGUACUCAAUGAGUGAGGGCAGUGAGAAGUAAUUUGCGACUGGUCUCUCCAACGCUCUGUCAGUGUAUUCGUACAUUCUCUUUAACAAGUUGUGUUAUUUUAGCUUGUCUUAAUCCAGUGCCAAACACUGUGCUUAGUCGUACCCAUGUCGAUAAAAGACAAGUCAUGUACGAAGACUUCGACUUGGAGAAUCUGCUGAUGGGUUGUGACGAUUGUGACUCUUCGUCCAUCCUCGAGAUGGACCCCAUGGUUCAGGUGUCGGAAGACUUCUCCAAGAAGCAACUCUUUCGGCAUGAAUCAGAAUUGAAAGACAAGAAAGGCGGCUAUCUACAAGGUAAAGUCGCUUUCCCGAGGGGUGAAGGCACCAUCAUGAUCAGUUGCGCACCCACCAGCACGAAUGAAUCGCUCGUGGAUGGCGAGCCUUUGAAUUUUCAGCCUAACUUGCUGCUGGUCUCCAAGAUGAAGCGAGGCCAGAAACGGCGAAGAACAUCUAAUGGAUCUGCCGGAGGUCAUAGUCCGGAUUCCACAGAGGACUGCGAGACCAAGGUCUUGGCCGACAUGUGGCGAAUCCAACUGAAGCAGACCAACUCGGGUGAAAUUUAUUAUGGGGAUACCUUGGUGGGAAGUAAUUCCAUUCUCCUCUUUGAUUCGAUCAUUUUCCCGGUGACCAUCAUGAUUCCACUGCAAAAUGGGAAAGGUAGUGAUAGGGUCAACAUCAAGCGGGUUCUACAAAGCAUUGACGAUUCGCAAGAAUUUAGUCAUCGAGCUACAAUCCUGGAGCACGAAUUUAAACGAAGCGGGAGGUUCACCUUGCACGAAGUGCGCUUACGUUUCCAGAUCAAAUUUGAAGAUGUCCAACGUCCAUGUGUGGUAGGAUACUCGCCGAUCAUUCUCAACCAAAAGCAUUCCUCAACGGGUAGUAUGGAGAUCAAAAUGUGUUUGCCACACGACCCGUUUUGCAAUCAUCAGGAUGGAAAAAUGUUCAUCAUGUUAGUCACCAAACUAGAUGCCGUGGAUGCGGCAUUGGUUAUCAUGGAUGGAAGCGGAGAAAAUCAACGCUUGACCGAAUUGUUGAAACAACCUCCCAAGCCUAUUAUCAUUCAUCAUAAGGUGUUGAUUGAGGUCACUAUCCCAAAACAAAUCGAAUUAAUCAAACACGAGCUCACCGAUGAAACGUCUUCGUCCUCCCGACUUCAUUUGGUUUUACAAUCAAGAGACGAAAAAGAGGACAUUCCUCUCACAUACGGCAAAUUCAACUCCUGCCAAACGUGUAACGAUUUUAAUAAGAACGUAGUGGCUGAUCUACUAAGUUGUCGUGACAGAAUUUGCGGGGAUGGACACAAACAGCCCCAGUUGCCCAUUGGUCUCAGAUUGGAAAGUGCUCAAGCAUUAACGCCUCCGGCAAGCCCUCCUUACGAGCUACGGCUUGGUCGCGUGGGCUCCGCCCGACAAGAUAUCCAACCCAAUGCCAAUGUUGAAAACGAAGUGUCUUGGGUGAAGGCCAUGUUUCCGAUUUGCUUUGUCCUAGUAGUGAUUUAUUUGAUCCAAAAGUUCUUGCCGGGAUUGAUGAGAAUGGAAACGAUGAUGGCGUGAAACGUCCGUGAUUAUAUGAAAGCUUUUGUAAGUUAUGACUUAUGGAGUUGUGAUUUGUUUACGACCAAUGUUGUCAAAUUGUUCCGACUAGUCCGAUGAUUCAUGCGAUGAAGUCAUUAAAACCACUUAUUUGAUGUCAAA